AUGAAGUUCUUCUCCGUGGAAUGGAUGGCCCAGAGCCACCACGACGAGGUGGCGGCCCCCACCAAGCCCCACAUCCCCUGCUUGGUCCAGCCUCGACAGCCCACCUACGGUAAAGGAUACCUGCAGCCAAAACCCAAACCGUCCAAAGCUUCUCUGGAACCGGCGAGCCACGACCUUGACGCACCAAAAUGCGCAUCACCCAUUUCAGACGUGAGCGGCUACUCAUCCGGGUAUGAGAGCGAGGCGACCUCCUCCGACUGUCCCUCCGUGGAUGAGAAGGAGGAGAGCCCGCAGCGGCGGGUGCGCACCAAGUUCACCCCGGAGCAGAUCAGAAAGUUGGAGAAGAUCUUCAACAAGCACAAAUAUCUGGACGCCGCGGAGAGAGAGAAGACGGCGAUGAAGCUGGAGCUCUCAGAAACUCAGGUCAGAACCUGGUUCCAAAACAGAAGAAUGAAGCUCAAGCGUGAAGUUCAGGACAUGAACGCGCAAAUUCCCUCCGUCCUCUUCCACCAUCAGCUGACGCCGGCGCAGUUCCACGACGUCAGAGCCCACUACUCCCCCGGAUACUUCCCGCUCCCCCAGAUGGCCCUGCAGCAGCAGCACGCUCCGCUCAUGAUCCCUCACUUCUACUGAAGACUCCCACAGACUCCCACUUGUGUCACUUAACAGAAAGACGUGCAA
Molecule: messenger RNA, 681 nt
Organism: Synchiropus splendidus (mandarinfish)
Lineage: Eukaryota; Metazoa; Chordata; Actinopteri; Syngnathiformes; Callionymidae
Gene: vox
Product: ventral homeobox
Exons: 3
Coding region: 1-633 (210 amino acids)
Biological process (GO): regulation of transcription by RNA polymerase II
Molecular function (GO): RNA polymerase II cis-regulatory region sequence-specific DNA binding; DNA-binding transcription factor activity, RNA polymerase II-specific
Source: RefSeq, a predicted model, not a curated record